This is a messenger RNA of Boleophthalmus pectinirostris (great blue-spotted mudskipper), 395 nucleotides long. Its product is annotated as WAP four-disulfide core domain protein 18-like. Bases 6 to 395 code for a protein of 129 amino acids. NCBI's taxonomy places the organism in Eukaryota, Metazoa, Chordata, Actinopteri, Gobiiformes, Gobiidae. The record is from RefSeq and is a predicted model, not a curated record. Gene Ontology annotation, molecular function: peptidase inhibitor activity. Gene Ontology annotation, biological process: innate immune response; antibacterial humoral response. The transcript has 3 exons. Gene Ontology annotation, cellular component: extracellular region.
UGAAGAUGAAGCACUCCGCCCUCUGCGUCCUGACUCUGGCUCUGGUCUUCGUGACUCUGCUCUCUGCUCACACAGUUGUGCCUAAGGACAAACCAGGAUCAUGUCCUGCUCAAAAGGGGUUUGGGAAGUGUGUCCAUGAGUGUGACUCUGACCAGAACUGUCCUGGUGUUCUGAAGUGCUGCUCCACCGGCUGUGGGAAAACCUGCGAGUUGCCAGUCUUAGUGCCCAAACCAGGAUCCAAACCAGGGUCAUGCCCUCCUCCAAUGCUUCACAUCGUUGCUCACCACCCCCACCCGUGUGAAGAUGAAUGUGCAGCAGACUGCGAGUGUCCCAAGAACCUCAAAUGCUGCUACGUCGGCUGUGGACGCCAGUGUGUGUGCCCUGUACACAUAUAA